AACAACAGAGGGUGCUCUGUAGGCGCUGUUGUCGUUCGAAACAGAACGGAUAGGUGGGACCGAAGACAGAGGAAAAUAAGUGAUAGAAGCAGUGGGGAAGUAGCUAAUUCACGGCACCGGGACCACUGAAAAAUUAACUUGAAAUCGUUUUGGGAAGGCAGAACGUUUCCUUUCGUCUUUGUUACUGUCUGCGGAACAAUUGUCACUAGCAACAGACGGUUCUGUUGCAUCCGUUUCGCUGCAGGUGACCCCCACCCCUUCGCCAAAAUCCGGCUAUUAGAUGUGACCACGAGGUUGAUCAGGAGAAGCCACCAUGUCUUAAACGCAGACGGGCCCUCUGGAGCCCUGUCCCCCCACCCUGGACCCCACUCCCCCAUCCACCACCUCACCCCUUCUCCCAGCCCCAUCCCACUCCCAGACCUCCCUGCACAUGUGAGGGACAGGCUCCCCAGCCCUGGCUCCCCACUGGCACACCCCUCCCCUCCCUCCUUAGAGAUGAGCCUGCAGAAGCACCAGCACCAGUUGGGCGGCUCUGACCGGGACCUGCAGUCCACUGCUUCCUCCAUCUCUCUGCCCUCUGUGAAGAAGGCCCCCAAGAAGAGGCGCCUCUCCCUGGCCUCUCUUUUCAGACGGCGGGUUCGCGAGCCCAAAUCCGGGCGCCAAAGGUCCCGAGAGCUCCAACAACCCGGACCUGUAGGGCUCGGAGGGGUGGAUGGCAUCGCCAGUAUCGAGAACAUCCACUCUGAGAUGUGUAAUGACAAGAACUCUGCCUUCUUCUCCGUGGCUGGGGCCUCCGCUGCCUCCGCUGCUGCUGCUGCCUCCACCUCUUCUGCCUCAGGGCCUUCUUCCUCUACCUCCUCCUCCUCCAAGGCGGGGGGCGGGACGGGGGCGGAGCUACUGGAGUGCCCGCUGUGCCUUCUGCGCCACUCCAGGGAGAGCUUCCCCGACAUCAUGACCUGUCACCACCGCUCCUGUAUGGAUUGCCUGCGCCAGUACCUGCGCAUCGAGAUCUCCGAGUCGCGUGUCAACAUCAGCUGCCCCGAGUGCUCGGAGCGCUUCAACCCUCACGACAUCCGGAUGAUCCUGGGUGACCGGGCCCUCAUGGAGAAGUACGAGGAGUUCAUGCUGAGGAGGUGGCUUGUGGCUGACCCUGACUGCCGCUGGUGUCCUGCACCGGACUGUGGGUAUGCAGUGAUUGCUUUCGGGUGUGCCAGCUGUCCUAAGAUUACAUGUGGCAGGGAGGGCUGUGGUACAGAGUUCUGUUACCACUGUAAGCAGCUGUGGCAUCCCAACCAGACCUGUGAUGCAGCGCGACAGCAGCGAGCCCAGAGCCUCCGCCUGAGGACCGUUCGCUCGUCCUCCCUCAGCUACAGCCAGGAGAGCGGAGCUGCAGCUGAUGACAUUAAGCCAUGUCCGCGCUGUGCUGCCUACAUCAUCAAGAUGAACGACGGCAGCUGUAACCACAUGACCUGCGCCGUCUGCGGCUGUGAGUUCUGCUGGCUCUGCAUGAAGGAGAUCUCAGACCUGCACUACCUGAGUCCGUCAGGCUGUACUUUCUGGGGGAAGAAGCCAUGGAGCAGAAAGAAGAAGAUUCUUUGGCAACUGGGAACACUUGUGGGUGCCCCCGUCGGCAUCGCACUCAUCGCCGGCAUAGCUAUCCCCGCCAUGAUUAUUGGCAUCCCUGUAUAUGUGGGAAGGAAGAUCCAUAACCGCUAUGAAGGCAAAGAUAUCUCCAACCACAAGAGGAACCUGGUGAUCGCUGGUGGAGUCACUCUCUCGGUUAUUGUGUCUCCAGUGGUGGCUGCAGUCACUGUCGGCAUUGGCGUUCCCAUCAUGCUGGCUUACGUCUACGGCGUGGUGCCCAUCUCGCUGUGCCGUAGCGGAGGUUGUGGCGUCUCAGCUGUGAACGGCAAAGGAGUUCGCAUAGAAUUUGACGACGAGAAUGACAUGAAUGUUGGCAGUGGGGCUGCUGCCACUGACACUACAUCAGUGGCAGACACCAGGAACAACCCCAGUAUAGGCGAAGGCAGUGUUGGGGGGCUGACAGGCAGCCUGAGUGCCAGCGGCAGCCACAUGGACCGUCUGGGGGCAAUUAGGGACAACCUGAGUGAGACCGCAUCCACCACGGCCCUGGCCGGAGCCAGCAUCACCGGCAGCCUCUCUGGCAGCGCCAUGGUCAAUUACAUCAACAGGCUAGAGGUGCAGGCUGACGUGCAGAAGGAGCGCUGCAGUCUGAGCGGUGAGUCUGGCACCGUCAGCCUGGGCACAAUCAGCGACAACGCUAGCACCAAAGCAAUGGCUGGAUCCAUUCUUAACGCCUACACGCCGCUGGACAGAGAUGGGACCAGUAUGGAGGUCCAGGUUGACAUUGAAUCCAAACCGGGCAAACUGCGGCACCACAGCGGCAGCAGCAGCGUCGACGACGGCAGCCACGUUGGCCGCUGCGGCUGGACCUGCCCCCCCAACGGCUGCACUUCCUCGGAGGGCAAAGGAGCGUCGGCCAAGUGGGCCAAAGAGGCGUGCUGCUCCUCCUCCUCCGGCUCGGGGGGGGGCAAGAAGAGCAAAGGCAAGCUGCGCAAGAAAGGCGGCGGAGGCACCAAGAUCAACGAGACGCGGGAGGACAUGGACGCCCAGCUGCUGGAGCAGCGCAGCACCAACUCCUCGGAGCUGGACUCGCCGUCGCUGAGCGGCAGCCUGCCGUCCGUGGCCGACUCCCACUGCAGCCACUUCUCUGAGUUCAGCUGCUCGGAUCUGGAGAGCACGAAGACGUCGUGCAGCCACGGCUCCGGCGGCGCCGGCGACUACCACACCCGCUUCGCCACGGUCAGCCCCUUACCCGAGGUGGAGAACGACCGCCUGGAGACCUGCCCUGCCGCUUCGUCCUCGUCGCAGGGACCCUCCCCGACCUCGUCCCUGGGCCGCGGCGCAGAGCUCGGCCCGCUCGGCUUCAUCACCGAGGAGAACGUCGGCCUGGUGUGCCCUGCCGAGCUGGACUCUCACAGCAACACCAGAGAGCUGCUCAAAGAAAACAACAACAACCACCACCAACCACAACCACCAACCCAAACCCAGCAGCAGCCCAACAGCUCCUGUAUACACACGGAAAUAUGAAAUCUCUAUACCUUAAGUGCUGCACAGAUGCUGUUUUUAGUUAACAUCUUUUCCUCCACUAAGUUUAGUGCACAUAUGAAGUCACAGCUUACCUGCAAGUUCUUUUUGUUAUUCCCUUGUAAAAGGGACAUGUUAUUUUGGGAUUUCUGCCAUAUAUAUAUAUAUAUAUAUAUAUAUAUAUAUAUAUAUAUAUAUACCCUGAGGAAAACGGAUCUGUGUACCCCGCUGACUGUCAGAAUGUGUUUUGGAAGUACCAAUAGGUUUCCAAAGCGCAGCCACGUGAGAAAUGUUGUGAACGCUGGUGUUUCUCCCUGUGCGACCCGCAGACUGCGGACACCUUUUUUAUUAUUUUUAAUUUUAAUUUUUUUUUUUGGGGGACAGUUCCCUCGCUCGCCACUGAUUUGGUCGCUGUCCUAUUGAUCUGUGUAGGUUAAAAAUGAAACCACUGUGCCAGUUUGGCUUGUAUUUGGCUCUACAAUGCGGAUGCAACACCAUGCAGGAAUCUUAAUGUCACAGCUUUAGGGACCAGGCAAUAUGAGUCACUAUUUCCGCUAUUUUUUUUUUGUCACCAAAUGUAUUAGUAACAGAGGACCCUUUGUGUUCUUUCUGUAUUUAUUAUUAGAGUUUUGUUGUCUUUUCCAGUUUGAAAUUAACCCUCAAAUAAAGUAUAAUUAUAAGGCCUGGGCUCAACAUCCUACAUCAUUUUAGCACUAAAAUGAACACGUAACACAACUAAGAUUCUCUUCAGAUGGAUGGACACACACAUCCCUGUGUAGUCCCACUGUCGGGAGGUGAUAUUUGACCGCUCUUUUGCAGCUUGGUAACCACGGAGUUUAGUGUGUGUUUUUAGUGCUAAGAUGUCUUUGGAAAGCCAGGCCGCGUAAAGUUCUGUGGAUAGCUUGAUAUGUUGGGGGUGGGUGGGUGAGGGUUUGAUUUGAGAAAGGUCUCUGGAAGGCCAUGGUUUUCAAGAUAAUGCUGAAAGUCAUUAUAAUAACCUUAACCAACGGGUUGGUCAAUUCUGUGAAAUUGUAUAAAGAAAAUGUUUUGUCCUGUUCAAAGGUGAUUUAUUCAGGCUGAUGGUCUCGCCUCGCUGAGAAGAGAGAGCUUUGAUAUCUUUCUUUGUUAACUCAUGGUGCCUUCAAGAAGCGGUUUGUGUUCUCCGUUUGUCUCUCUCUCUCUCUCUCUCUCUCUCUCUCUCUCUCCGCUGUGUCUUCAAGACUCCAAACGACGACUCAUUAUAGGUUGCAGAAUGUCUGUCUGUGUAGGAGGGAUGCUCAUUCACACACAGGACAUACUGUGGUAGAAUUGGUAAAUGAAGACUUUUCAAUUGCCUACCAAAGACAGCACUCAGGCUCUUGUUAAAUCUUAUACCUUUUUGACUUGUCACCUGUAGACACAGUAUAGUGAAUCCUUUUUACACCGUAGGGAUGAAUGAAGACAAGACCCAGGAUUAUACAGGCAUUCAGACUGCUGUUUUGUACAUGCUUCACAAAUGCUACGCAAAUAACUGAGGCCGCGGAAUGGCCCGAGGCACCUGCACUGUUAUCUGUGUUUCUUAAUACAUUGAUGUUCUGCAAUGCACAAAAGUUAGUAGGGAUACACAGGUUGGUUCUGGGUUACCUUCCCUAUUGAUUUAUCCUGUGAUCCCGGUUUGUUUUGCCAAUCGGUGCUUCUGAGCAGACUUAAAGCUAACUUCAGUUUUCAACUCUUUAUUUCAGAGUGUUUGCUUAAGCCUGUCUUUAGCGCUCGGUGGUCGGCUUUGAGGCCGCCGAGACGGCUCAGGUGAACCUCUACCAGGUAGAUAAAAGCAUCUUGAAUGGUAUUUUGACCCAGGUCUGUUACUGAAUGAACACUGAGUUUGGUUUGGUGGAUAAGAUUACAUGCUGCAGUCCUCCUCGCAUUAAAGCAAAAUGUUUUUGUUCUUCCUCCCCGGUUCGGUUUCUCAUUCUUCACCAAAACUCCAGUUUCUUGAUCCUAAUUUGAACACUAGUGCCAGAUAUAAUUUGUAAUUUGUGCAGAACGGCAUAAGGUAUUUGUAUAUUUGUUUGGUAAUUUGCUUUACUAUAUGCGUGUAAAUGCAUAUCAGAAAAAUAAAAAAAAUAUAAAUGAAA
Messenger RNA from Perca fluviatilis (European perch), 5222 nucleotides. Its product is annotated as E3 ubiquitin-protein ligase RNF19A-like. The record is from RefSeq and is a predicted model, not a curated record. Gene Ontology annotation, molecular function: ubiquitin protein ligase activity; ubiquitin conjugating enzyme binding; zinc ion binding. The transcript has 10 exons. NCBI's taxonomy places the organism in Eukaryota, Metazoa, Chordata, Actinopteri, Perciformes, Percidae. Gene Ontology annotation, cellular component: cytoplasm; ubiquitin ligase complex. The coding region runs from base 496 to 3111 and encodes 871 amino acids. Gene Ontology annotation, biological process: positive regulation of proteasomal ubiquitin-dependent protein catabolic process; protein polyubiquitination; ubiquitin-dependent protein catabolic process.